Anguilla rostrata (American eel) is the source of this 2593-nucleotide messenger RNA. It is a transcript of the gene hnrnpm, whose product is annotated as heterogeneous nuclear ribonucleoprotein M. The record is from RefSeq and is a predicted model, not a curated record. Gene Ontology annotation, molecular function: mRNA binding. NCBI's taxonomy places the organism in Eukaryota, Metazoa, Chordata, Actinopteri, Anguilliformes, Anguillidae. Gene Ontology annotation, cellular component: nucleus; ribonucleoprotein complex; cytoplasm. Bases 713 to 2359 code for a protein of 548 amino acids. The transcript is spliced from 12 exons.
UUCUCCCAGCUUGACGUUUUUUUCAAACCUAUUGAUCAUGGAACAGUUCAUGGGUGUAGCUCCAGAAGGCAUCGUUCAUACCGUAUUUGGCACCGUGAAGUACGGUAGUGAUAGAUGAGGGGGCGGUGGUAUCUUUUUGGACCGCGGAGUCAAUUUGGUUUUGAACAGCGCGUCACAAAUGACUUGCAGUUAGCAGAGGUCCCAUUUCAUUGUUGGCCUUUCGUCUGGAACUUGGACUCUGAAGUGGGUACAAUCCUCCAGACAUGGUGGUUCAGUGGUUUUUUUUAUUUUUUUAAAGCUGGCUUUAAAAUCGUUGAUGUUGUACAGGUGCACGUUUCCAAUUCAACUACUGUGCCUGUAUCUACUAUGUAAUAAAUAUUCAGAUGUGUGUUCUCGUGGGAAGCUGAUUCGGGUCGGUAUGUAAUUCGUUCCUUAUGCUCGUUGUAGUAUUGUGGCAUUAGGCAAGUCUGGGUACUUGCUGUGGUUUAUCCAUUGUUAUUGCUGAUCUCCAGUUUGAUAGUCCUUUGGAAAAUGUACUUGUGGUUCUUAAAUAAGUGUAGACAACCUAGAUGGAAUAAAUUAAAGCUUAUGAUACAUCUGUUCUAUACCUAAUGUGUAAAUUAUAACUAAUGCUUUCUAAGAUUUAAUCAACCUGUUUUAAUCUGUAACUGCUGUUUUGUCUUCCAUUGCCCCGGAAUGGUGUCUUCAAUGAAUGAAGGGUUGUGCGGUUGUUGAGUUUAGGACUGAAGAGCUGAUGAAGGCUGCUGUGGAGAAGGUCAAUAAGCACAACCUCAAUGGGAGGCCUCUUAAAGUGAAAGAGGACCCGGAUGGAGAGUUUGCUCGGCGUGCUGCCCAGCGGGCGCAGGGAGGCGGGGGGCCCCCUGGCGGGAUGGCCAUGGGAAUGGGCAUGGGCCCGGGCCCCGGUGCCCCUCCUCCCCCCAUGGUCAACAUUCCCCCCAGCCUCAUGGACAACCCCAACAUCCCCAGCGAGAUCAUCCACGGCCUUCAAGCUGGCAAGAUUGGGAGCACGGUUUUUGUUGCCAAUCUGGACUACAAGGUUGGUUGGAAGAAGCUGAAGGAGGUUUUCAGCAUGGCUGGUGUUGUACUGCGUGCUGAAUUACUGGAGGACAAGGAUGGAAAAAGCAGGGGAAUGGCCACAGUGACCUUUGACCUGCCCAUUGAAGCUGUGCAAGCAGUCUCUAUGUUCAACGGUCAGCUCCUGUUUAACAGGGUCAUGCAUGUUAAACUGGAUGAAAAAUCUGCACCAAAAGAAGACUUUGGGCCCCCUGAGGGACCUUCUUCUCUCCCCCGUGGUUUAAGUGGCAUUGGGCUCGGACUGGGACCUGGUGGCCAGCCCAUUGAUAGGCACCAGAUAAACAGAGGUGGCAGUGGUGCUGGAGGAAUGGGCAACAUGGGGCCUGGAGGAAUGGAUGGUAUGGGCUUUGGUGGCAUGGGCAGAAUGGGGGGAGGGAUGGAUAAUUAUCGUGGUGGAAUGAACAACAUGGACCACUUUGGACCCUCAGGAAUGGGCAGGAUGAAUGGUAGCUCAAUGGGCAUGGAUCGAAUGAGCUCCAGCAUGGAUGGCAUGGGCUCCGGUGUAGGCCGCAUGUCAGGAAUGGACCGCAUGGGGAUGGACCGGAUGGACCACAUGUCUGACCUGGACAGGAUGGGUCCUGGCUAUGACCGUAUGGGGUCUGGGCUGGACAGGCUGGGGCCCAGUGUCGACCGCCUGGGAACCAGCCUGGACCGCAUGACCCCCAACGUCGACCGGCUUGGCCAAGCCAGCUUCGACCGCCUGGGCCCAUCCAGUUUGGACCGCAUGAGCGCCGGGAUGGACUUCAUGUCCCCGAUGGGCAUGGACAGGAUGGGCUCGGGCCUGGACCGAAUGGGCUCCAACUUCAACCGCGCCGGGUCCGCUGGCAUCGACCGCUUCCCCAGCGCCGGGAUGGACCGCAUGGGCUCCACCAUGGACCGCAUGGGCCCCUCGAUGGACCGCAUGGGCCCUGCCCGUGUGGGGGGCCAGUUCGACAGGCCUGCUGAGAUGGAGCGUGGAAACUUUGGGAGCCCCUUUGGUGGAGCAGGAGCAGGUGGGCCAGGGGCAGGUGCCAAUCCCAGGAAAGGCUGCCAGAUCUUUGUCAGAAAUCUCCCCUUUGAUUUCACCUGGCAGAUGCUGAAGGAUACCUUCAACUCCUGUGGCAUUGUCCAGUAUGCUGAUGUCAAAAUGGAGAAUGGCAAGUCAAAGGGCUGCGGUGUGGUCCGUUUUGAGAACCCAGAGACCGCCGAGAGGGCCUGCCGGACCAUGAACGGCUACAGGUUGAAUGGGAGAGAGAUCGACGUCAGGAUCGACAGAAAUGCCUAAUCCCCUUCAUGACAGAAAUUCCUGUUGUCUUCCCCAUACCAUCUGUUCCCAUGUUUUUUUAGGCAUUUGAGUUUUGCAAGGAAUAUGUACUUUUUGUUUUUGCUUGCUCGAGUUUUUAGUGACCAAAUCUUAUUUUACUUUUCUUUUUUUUCUUUUUUUAAACCUCAACACUUUGAAUUAAUUUCAUUGCCUUUCCUAUGUAAGGUGUUUUGAUAAUAAAUACCAGUGUAUGAA